Molecule: messenger RNA, 2416 nt
Organism: Musa acuminata subsp. malaccensis (wild Malaysian banana)
Lineage: Eukaryota; Viridiplantae; Streptophyta; Magnoliopsida; Zingiberales; Musaceae
Product: sister chromatid cohesion protein SCC4
Biological process (GO): maintenance of mitotic sister chromatid cohesion; mitotic sister chromatid cohesion
Cellular component (GO): SMC loading complex; chromatin
Molecular function (GO): double-stranded DNA binding; protein binding
Source: RefSeq, a predicted model, not a curated record
UUUCUUUUUCUCCUCUCUCAUUCUCCUUGUUUUUGACUCCUUUCCGCUGCCCGAUUGCCUUCCAAACCCUAACCCUAGCAUCGGCUCGUCAGACCUCCGGCUAUGGAGGCGGUGGUGGAGGGCCUAUGGUCGCUGGCGGAGGAGGCGGAACUCCGCCGCGAUUACGGCGCGGCCGCCAAGUGCCUGGAGUCUCUCCUGCAGUGCGGAGCCUCUCUACUCCCCCUCGUGGAGAUCCGCACCCGCCUCCGCCUCGCCCACCUCCUCCUGUCCCGCUCUCACAACCUCAACCACGCCAAGGCCCACCUCGAGCGCGCCCUCCUACUCCUCUCCUCCGCCCGCUCCGCAGCCCUCCACCUCAAGCUCAGCGCCCACUCACUCCUCGCCCGCUGCUACCACCUCAUCGGCGCCAUCCCUUCCCAGAAGCACAUCCUCCUCCGUGCUCUCGACCUCCUCUCGUCCUCCGCUGCCGGCGGCUCCCUCCCUCCUGCUGCCACCCUUCUUUGGUCUGCGAAUUUUUAUUCCCAUCUCGCUUCUACCCUCGUCAUCGACGGGGAUCACCCUGGCGCUCUCUCCGCUCUCUCCUCUGGUUUUGGGGCAGCUGCGGAGCUCCGCAGCUCUGAGCUGCAGCUCUUCUUUGCAGCCUCUGCCCUCCACGUCCACCUCCUUCACUGGGAGGACCCACCGUCCGUCGAAGACACUGUCCGCAAGUGUCUCGAGCUGUGGGAGUCCAUUCCAUUCGACCAGAGACAGCACUACAUUGGAUUGUUCUUCUAUAACGAGUUGCUCCAAACCUUCUAUUUGCUGAGGAUUUGUGACUAUAAGGGUGCAGCUCAGCAUGUUGAAAAAUUGGAUGCCGCCAUGAAAAGCGAGCAGCAGAAGGUUCAGCAUGUGAAAGAAUUAAUUGCAGAGCUGAAUUCUGUGAACAGGAGCCUCUUCCAAUCUAAUUUACAGCGGAGAGAUAGGUUGUCAUUGUACGAGAAGCAGAGCCAGCUUCAGGAGCAGUUGAGAAUGGCUACUGGGGUGGACUCCACUAACAAGUUGUUGGAUCUUGAUGACAAGUUGCUAUUGGCACCUCCACCAAUGGAUGGGGAGUGGCUUCCGAGAGGUGCUGUCUCUGCAUUGGUGGAUCUCAUGGUUGUCAUGUUGGGUCGCCCAAAGGGGGUAUUUAAGGAGUGUGGAAGGCGGAUACAGUCUGGACUGCAGUUAAUUUAUGAGGAACUAGCGAAAUUAGGUGUCGUCGAUGGUAGGAGAGAGGUGGAUUUGCAGCACUCAGCAAUCUGGAUGGCUGGGCUGUAUCUGAUGCUUCUAAUGCAAUUCCUGGAAAACAAAGUUGCAGUAGAACUUACUCGGUCGGAGUUUGUUGAAGCUCAAGAGGCAUUAGUGCAAAUGAAGGAUUGGUUUGUUCGUUUCCCAACAAUCUUGCAAGGAUGUGAAAGCACUAUUGAAAUGCUUAGAGGGCAGUAUGCUCACUCGGUUGGUUGCUUUCAUGAGGCUGCUUUCCAUUUUACUGAAGCUACAAAGCUUACUGAAAGCAAAUCUGUGCAAUCUAUGUGCCACGUUUAUGCAGCUGUCUCCUAUAUCUGUAUUGGAGAUGCUGAAUCAUCUUCAAAGGCCCUGGAUUUGGUAGGGCCAGUUUUCAGAAUCAUGGAUUCGUUUGUUGGAGUGCGGGAGAAAACAUGUAUCAUCUUUGUUUAUGGACUUUUGUUGAUGAGGCAACAUAAUCUACAAGAGGCACGAAUUCGCCUUGCCAGUGGCUUGAAAAUAGCACACCAACAAUUGGGCAAUAUUCAACUUGUUUCUCAGUACUUGACAAUUCUAGGCACUUUGGCCCUUCAGUUACAUGACACUGGACAAGCUAGGGAGAUAUUGAAGUCAUCAUUAACACUUGCAAAGACACUCUAUGACGUUCCAACUCAGAUUUGGGUCCUUUCUGUCUUAACAGCUUUAUAUCGAGAAAUAGGCGAGAGAGGAAAUGAAAUGGAGAACUCAGAGUAUGAAAGGAAAAAGGAAGAUGACUUACAAAAGAGGCUAUCUGAAGCUCAUUCACGCAUUCAUCACCUGGAACUGAUUGAGAAGGUGAUGGUCAAAGUUCAGCCACUGCAUGAAGUUGCAAUCCGAAAAGCAAUUGCUGGUCCAUCAGCAAAGGUUGACCUCGACAUCCCUGAGUCUGUCGGUUUGCCGUUCCCCCAACCUGCUGCCUCUGCAUCAAGGUUAGGCGAAUUUGAUUUAGUAAGACGUGGCAAAAUGAAGAUGUAGCUGCAUCCUUGACAGGUAAAACUUGAUAUCAUGGGCAACAAUACAAGAUCAUAUGUUGCACGGUUUGAUUCUGUGUUAAUAGUGUCAUAAAAAGGCCUUCAGGUUGUGUACAAGUUGUUCAUUGUGUCUAUUGAAAUGUGAUGAUUUUUUGUAUAGUAAA